This is a messenger RNA of Arabidopsis lyrata subsp. lyrata, 791 nucleotides long. RefSeq lists its product as uncharacterized. Lineage: Eukaryota; Viridiplantae; Streptophyta; Magnoliopsida; Brassicales; Brassicaceae. The record is from RefSeq and is a predicted model, not a curated record. The coding region runs from base 125 to 595 and encodes 156 amino acids. The transcript has a single exon.
ACACACAUUUCAGACACUAGAGAAUAAAUCGGUUCUAAAUCUAGUGCUUGACUUUGACUUGUUAAACCCCUAUAAAAGUAACUACGGCUUUUUUUACUUCUCAUUCUUCGUAUCCGGCGAAGAUAUGGACCGUUCAACGCCGGAACAUAACUCACCCUCCUCCCACAAACGUCUAAGCGUGAGCUUUCUCGUCUCUAUGAUGGUUCUCUGCGCCAGGCAUGCGAAUCGGCUCUCAAAGAAACUAAAGCUAAAGUCUAAGAAGCGAACUCACAGCGGCGGAGAGGGUGGAGGAGAAAGAUUCCGAUGGAAUAUGAUAAGCUCGUCUAUGAGUUCUCCUAGGCCGAAAGAGUUGUUCACGGCUUUGAGCAACAAAGCGAUGACGAUGGUCCGCCGGGAAAAAACGGCCGAGAAAAAAGCGGUGGCGGUGGAGGAGGAGCACGGCCUUUGGCAGAAAGAGAUAUUGAUGGGAGGCAAAUGUGAGCCGUUGGAUUUCUCGGGUGUGAUUUAUUACGACUGCAACGGACGGCUGCUAAAUGAGGUGCCACCAAGAUCGCCACGUGGCACUCUGUUACCUAGUUACCCGACCCGUUCUUAAGUCGGGUCGCAGUUAAACCUAAUGGAACGAAUGAUUAUUAAGCAACUUCAUUAGAUGAUUGAAACGUCGAUUACGCAGCAAAACAAAAAUAUUAUGUAUAUAAGAAUGUUGUAACAAGACAACGCCGGAACAUAACUCACCCUCACAGAGACGAUUGUUAUUGUUAUCGUAAUCUAAUAUUUUUUGAGAGCAUUAA